Messenger RNA from Cryptococcus wingfieldii CBS 7118, 969 nucleotides. RefSeq names its product aldo-keto reductase. Gene Ontology annotation, molecular function: aldose reductase (NADPH) activity. NCBI's taxonomy places the organism in Eukaryota, Fungi, Basidiomycota, Tremellomycetes, Tremellales, Cryptococcaceae. The transcript has 5 exons. The coding region runs from base 1 to 969 and encodes 322 amino acids. The record is from RefSeq and is a predicted model, not a curated record. Gene Ontology annotation, cellular component: cytosol.
AUGUCUGUCCCUACUUCCUUCAAGCUCAACACUGGCGCUUCCAUCCCUGCCAUCGGACUCGGUACCUGGCAGGCAAAGCCUGGAGAGGUCAAGGACGCUGUAUCGCACGCACUCAAGUCUGGCUACAGGCAUAUCGACGGUGCUCUCUGUUACCAGAACGAGAAGGAGGUCGGCGAGGGAUUGAGAGACAGCGGUGUCCCUCGAGAGGAAGUUUUCCUGACCUCCAAGCUCUGGUCAUCUUUCCAUGACCGCGUUGAGGAGAGCCUCGACACGACCCUCAAGGACCUCGGCGUCGACUAUCUCGACCUCUACCUCAUCCACUGGCCCGUCCGUCUCGAGCCUAACGGCACUCACCCCCUCUUCCCCGUCAAGCCUGAUGGUUCCCGAAACCUCGACUGGGACUGGGACCAGUCAAAGACUUGGGCCCAGAUGGAGGACGUCCUCAAGAAGGGCAAGGUGAAGGCCAUCGGUGUUUCUAACGCUGGUAUCCCCAUUGUCGACCACAUCAUCAAGACCGGAACCGUGGUCCCUGCUGUGAACCAGGUCGAACUCCACCCCUACAACCCUCAGCACGAGCUCUUGAAAUACUCCAAGGAGAAGGGUAUCCUCCUCGAGGCUUACUCUCCUCUGGGAUCAACGUCUUCUCCCUUGCACGAGGACCCUGAGCUUCUUGCUGUGGCCGAAAAGCACGACGUCACUGCUGCUACAGUCUUGAUCUCCUAUCAGGUCAACAGAGGGGUUGUCGUCUUGCCCAAGAGUGUGACUCCUGCUAGGAUCAAGAAUAACUUGAAGACUGUCAAGCUUGACGAGGAGGACUUGGCCAGGUUGGACAAGAUUGCUGAGGGUGGCAAGCAGAAGAGGUUUACUGCCCCUCCUUGGGGAUCUGACUUUGGCUUCCCCGACUGGUACGGUGCCGGUAACAAGGACGCCCCUGAAGGUGCCCGCCUUAUCGCCGGCAAGUCUGCUUGA